Messenger RNA from Puccinia triticina, 921 nucleotides. RefSeq lists its product as uncharacterized. The transcript has 7 exons. Gene Ontology annotation, molecular function: AMP kinase activity; ATP binding. Gene Ontology annotation, cellular component: cytoplasm. Gene Ontology annotation, biological process: nucleobase-containing compound metabolic process. Bases 1 to 921 code for a protein of 306 amino acids. NCBI's taxonomy places the organism in Eukaryota, Fungi, Basidiomycota, Pucciniomycetes, Pucciniales, Pucciniaceae. The record is from RefSeq and is a predicted model, not a curated record.
AUGCUGGCAAACAGGCUACCGACCAUUCACCGAACUUUGCGACAAUUCAACCCCGGACUUUCGUUCUCCGAACCCGCGACAAACCACACUGGCCGAUUAUUCAAGAGACAGUUCUACUAUGAGUCGGUUGAGUAUCAUCAGUCUCGAUUCGUCCAACCCUCACUCCCUUCGAACUCGGAUCCCAGCUCGAGAAUUAGGAUGAUUUUACUCGGUGCACCGGGGUCGGGUAAAGGAACCCAUUGUACAAAGCUAAUGGAAACAUAUGAUAUCAAUAUGAUUGGUACUGGCGACCUGUUGAGGUGGAACGUUGAUAAUCAGACAGAGGUGGGUAAGAUAGCUGAAGAAUACAUCUGUAAAGGCGCUCUGCUGCCUGAUGAUAUUAUGCUUGAGCUUGUGAAGCCCGAGAUCAAGAAAUUGAAGCACAGAAAUUGGAUUCUUGAUGGCCUGCCACGAACCCGGUCGCAAGCUGUGAAGCUCGACGAAUUCCUAGCCAAAGAGCUCGAUGACCAAUUGAACUUGGUCGUGUCCUUGGAAGUCCCUGAUGAAAUCAUCAUGAAGCGCAUCACUAGUCGAUGGAUCCAUGCGCCCACUGGUAGAGUCUACAAUACAACGUAUAACCCGCCUUUGAUCGAGGGAAAGGAUGACUUCACAGGCGAAUUAUUGACAAAGCGGAAGGACGAUACGGUUGAAGUGUUUGCGGAGCGGCUGAAGUCCUUCCACCUACAGAACCAACCCCUGCUUGAUUACUACGACCCCCAAUUCGUGAUUUCCGGACAUCACGAUCUCCGUAAACGCAAGAAACUUGUCCAUUUCUUUGGCGACAGUAGCGAUCAAAUCUGGCCCGAAAUGCAGAAAGCUAUCCAACAACGUUUCCCCGAUGUUAUCCCGCGCAACAAUCCUAACAAGGCCAACAAAUCUUAA